AUGGCCUGGAUGGAAAAGAAGGUUCCAUAUCAAUAUCGGAACAUCGAGAAGCUCUAUCCGCGUUUCCAUUCGAAUGCCGAAUUCAGGAAAUUCAUUCUUCAAACGGUCAUCGACAAAAUGGAAAACGCAAGAAAAGCCAUUCCUGAAAGCUUUUUUGCUCGUUCACGCAAACUUCGCGAGUACGACGAAAAGGUGACGAUCUUGCAAGACAAAGGAAGAGCAAGAUUGCCACGUCUCGGAGAAUUCCAGGAAUAUCUCUUUUGGGUUUACAUGUACGUCUUUUGUCGCAAGGCAGACAAGAUUAUGGCGAAGAUAGCCGGAAUGAUGGACUUGUUCAAGGAGUUCGACAAACGGCAAAAGGAAAUAAAGCCAAAUGAGAUCCAACAUUGA
Molecule: messenger RNA, 390 nt
Organism: Caenorhabditis bovis
Lineage: Eukaryota; Metazoa; Nematoda; Chromadorea; Rhabditida; Rhabditidae
Source: the annotation of a GenBank genome assembly